AGAAAAGUAGGGGAGGGCCCAGGCGGGGAUCGGCAACGGCGGUGGCGUUCUCCAGGCAAAAGAGCCGUGGUCGUUUCACGUACGUACUCGCGGCGGGAAUGGUAGUGACGGAGAGGAACGUAGCACCGUGUGGUCACUAGGGCCAGCGAGCGAUCGUCGAUGCCACAUCGACCCGCGGUACCGAACCGAGAGCAUCGGUUCAACGAAUCGCUUCUCCCACAACGUUACGCGUCGGACACGCGAUUAUUGUCACUUUACUGCACCGAUAUACACACUAGUUAGCUAGUCGAAACGACGUCAAAACAAGAAGACACAGUGAUAGAUAGAGAGGUGAAACGAGGGGAACGGUGAGACAAGAAACGUAUCCCAAGGUACACAUACACAGACAGAGGACAAAGUCUCUUCAGGGACGAAGAGAAACGAGUUUGCAAACGGGGCCGGUCACGGGUGUGUUAGAGCGUUCAGUCUGGCCGGAGAGAUCGCCGCGAGACGCGUAUCACCGACCCGCCGUGACACGAAGUAAACACGAAAUUUCGGACAGUUUUUGGUUAAUUUGUUUGUUUUUUUUUUUAAUUGUUCCCUCGGGUUCGUGGUGCGCGCGUGUUUUCGUAUGCGAAAUUACGGUGGUGACGGGUUGUGUGAUUGAAACAUCGUGAAUAUGACUAUACGUAAAAAGAGUGGUGGAACGAGGGUGACGAGCAAAGGGACAACGGGUAAAGAAAUGGCCACUUCGUCGUCGAACUCGACGGACAUGACCACCGUCGAGACAGUUGAAGUGGUGUCCUCGACUAGCGUGGUAGAGGAGGCGAGGCAGAUCGUCGAGAGCGAGUCCAGGAGCAGCAUGACCGAGGUGACCAGCGCCAGUCGGGAGGUCAUCAUGGAUUCCAAGGGUAACGUGAUCAAGGUCAUCGAGACACCUCCGGAAACUGUCGGUCAGAGUUCGUCUACGUAUAAAAUGGGGAAGAGUUCGGAGGAUUUUAUAGCCGCGGAACAGACACAAACCGUUAAACAAGGAAAACCGAUAAGGGACGGUCCACGAAACACAAAGGAGAUCGAGAUCCAUUCGGACCGUCUCCGAGGCGAGACUUCCGGGCAAACGUGUAGAUCCUCUGAAACACAAUGUCACAGUGAAUCUCGAGCGGAGACUGUUCAAAAGUCUGUUUCAUCGACCACGGUUUUAGAGACUUCGUCGUCGAUGGAGGAUUAUCACGAUCACCUCUCGAAGACAACGAUCUCCAACGGAGAGCAAAAGCCACAGGUGCAGACCUCGUCGAAGUCGUUCGAGAGUCGAUUAGCGACCGAGGAGACGCACGAAGAGAGGACAAAGGAUGGCCAGACGGUCUCAAGUACGACGAGAAUCCGUGAAACAGGCGAGAAACACGAUGACAAUGGCCAUACGACGGCCUCGAAGAGCCGCAGCGUCGACAACGAGACCACGGUCGUGCCCUCGGACCUGGGUCAUCCAGUUAAACACACGGAUGACGUCAUACGACCGAGUAACAAGGUCGUCCACGAUUCAUCCACUGCGAGUGAAAGCACAACGAAAGAAAUUGUCACCCGUUGCAGCAAGCCCGGCCAGUCUACGUGGGACGGCACGUUUAUUAGCGAAAGUACGCGACCGGUUAAGGACAGAAGCAUCGCGAGAAACGUCGAGACGUCACGGGGAGAUCGGGACAGCACCGGUCUCGACGUGGCGAAAGUAGAUCGUCUGGUUUCCAAAGCUGGCGCCCAGGAGACCACCGAGUCGAGCGUUCAUGUCUCCGAGUACAGUUCCGUCAUCGAUCAGCGUGUAUCGUCGACUGUGAUCCACGACACGAAGAUUAUAAUCGACGAGGGAAGAACAGGCAGCGUUCAGAGCUACGAUCGCGACACGAUGACCCGUGAUACCAUUGAUUUCGCGGAUGGACAGAAGCUGGUUACUGUCGAAUCGCCCCAAAAGGGUUCGACCAGGCAUUCGAGGCCUGGAGAAUCAGCGUGGGACGGUACCUUUGUCACCGAGAAGCAUCAAGAGCCUAGAAAACGAAAUGUCUCCGAUGCUUCGGUCUUCCAGCAUCCCGGAGAUAAUGUUAUACAGUCGACUCAGAGGACGGAUUUCGCAGAGAAAAGUACCGAUGGAUCCUACGAGAAAAAAUCCUCGAAUAUAGUCCACGUUGUUCAAGGAGCCACAGACUCUUCGAGGUUCAUAUCCGAGGAACGCAGGGACGUCACAGAGGAGGUUUACAUCGACGGGAAACCGAUUGGUAGAGACGUCUCGAAGGAUAGAUCGCCGUCGAGAAGAGUCACGAGACCCGGAGACUCCUCCUGGAACGGUCAGUUCGUCUAUGAGAAGCCACAAGACGGCGCCAAGAGGUCGCCCAUGGAUAAGACUGUCGUCAAAAGGAGCGAUAAACGACACGAUUCCGUGGACGUCCAAGACAUCACGGAAGAUGAGAAGGUGAAGAACGUCGAAAAGGUGACUGCCGUUUCAGAGGCGAUCAUCGAAGAGGAUACAGGAGAAAAUGAGUCUCGACAGAGAACGAUCAAACCAGACUCGACCACGAGGAGUUACAGACCUGGCCAGUCGACCUGGGACGGUAGCUUUGUUCACGAGAAACCUCAGCCGCCUGAUCGUCGUCGUAAGGACACCAGGCGGCCAACCGACUCAGUCAUCAUCCGCGACGUCACGGAGGACAACUCGAUAAACGAGGCGGAAAUCUCGACGGCUGCCUACGUUGUCGAACAUUCGUCCAGUCAGCAGAGCUUCACCGAUGUCAAGGACUCCAGUCUGUCUUCUGUUCAUGAUAUCGUUUACGACGUUCAUCCAACACGACAGGAUGUAUCGUCCAGUCGGCCAGGAAGUCCCGAGAAAACCCCUAAAGGAAAGGACACUAGGCUCACGAAACCUGGAUCAUCCACCUGGGACGGAACCUUCGUCACGGAGAAACCAUCCGAUGAGAAGAGACCUCCUAGCAGGGAGUCUGUUAAAGAGAAUUUAGUCGAUACAGUUCAGCCAGAGAGUCCUCUAUCGAAACCCAAGAAACAUAUUAGUGAUACAACAUUGGAUAUCAACGAUACUCAGGUGUCCAGCACGUCGGAGAUGUUCAGCAACUCGAUCGUCAUGGAACAAUCGACUGUGCACGAGAGCUACUCGGAUUCGUCGAACCUGGACUUCUCUUCUAGUUCCAUGGAGACUGUCAUUACCCGUAAUGGGGUGCCAACGACCAUUCAGAAGAGUGUGACGAUCGAGGAGGGAGCCAAGAGCCCUGACAAGAAGCCUCUGGAACCGAAAAGUCAACGACCCAAACCGGAAGACCUGAAGUCAACGGAGAAACGUCCCAAAAGUCCUGAGAAGACUGAUAGAUCUGUUCGUCCUACCAAGCCAGGUGCUUCCACCUGGGACGGUUCGUUCGUGUACGAAAAAUCUGCGGAGAAACCAAGUGAUAAGACGCCCACCGAUGCCUCCCGUCGACCUGGAGAUAAACAAAGUUCUACUCAGAUUUCGCCCAAGAAUGUUCCAAGUUCCACUCAAAUUUCGCCCAAGGAUGUUCCAAGGUCCACUCACAUUUCGCCAAAGGAUCAAUCGACAUACCGUUCCGAGAAAUCGAUCACUCUGUCAGACACUUCGAAGGACGUGCAGACCUCUGAAUUCGUCACUUCCACCACUCUUGAACGUACACUCGUGUCAGACUCGGAAGUUUUGGACUCGAAUAAAUUUUCUACCACGGUUACACAUCAAGUGGAGGACAAAAGGCGUCCCAACGAACCAGAAAAAGGACCUCUUGAUAGAACUCCUGGAUCACCAACUCGACGACAGCCUGAAGAUGGAAGAAAAUCACCAGAGAAGCGACCUAAGAGUCCGGAAAAGAGCACGUUGGAUAGAUCGACGAGGCCAACGAAGCCUGGGGCUUCGACUUGGGACGGUUCCUUCGUUUAUGAGAAACCGCAGGAUCAGAGGAAGAAACCCACGGAUCAAGAGAAAAGACCAACUGAUCAAGGAAAAGGACCUAAAGAUUCUCCAGUUACAGAGAAACCGAAGGAUCAAGGAAAAGGACCUAAAGAUUCCCCAGGUACAGAGAAACCGAAGGAUCAGAGGAAGGGACCGAAAGAUUCCCCAGUUCUAGAGAAACCUAAAGAUCAAGGAAAGAGACCGAAGGAUUCUUCAAUUAUCGAGAAACCAAAAGAUAAGCCUUUUGUUCCAAAAGAGGACACCACACAUAUUUCUGUUAUAAAACACGACGUGAACGAUGUCAGGGAUAUCAAUGAUUCUACGGAUAUCGAGGUGAUCCAGCGGUCUUCUUACGUGAUCGAUCAGUCGUCCAGCUUCACCUCUGUGCAAGACGUUCGGGACGUGGUGGAGGAACGUGUCAUCAGCGAAUUUACAACGGACGCACGUAAAGACGUGAGAGAUGUCACUAGAUCAACGACCGAAUUCAUCGACAAAGAGCAGGUGACUAGUAUGGUAGCGCGGGAUGUCGUCGACGACACCCAGCUCAACAAGUUCAUCGGCUCGGUCCCGAAAUCGCCGGCGGAUUCACCGCGGAAGACCUCGCCGGAGAGGCCAGGUUAUCCGCGUGGAAUCCCUGGACUCAGAGAAGACAAUCGACCGAAACCGAUUCCAGCCGCUGGAAAACCGAGUCGACCACCCCAACGGGACGACAGUCCCAAAAGAACAACCACUAGACCACAAUCGCCGGAAAAGCCGCGCGAUUAUGUCUCGCCCACGUGGAAACCGUUACCAGCGGCGGGAAAACCGAGUCGGCCCGAGGAACGACCGGCACCCGGAAAAUCAUCUCGACCGGUGGAAACGACCGGGAAACCUGGUCAUCCGGCCGACAAACCGAAAAGGGGUGACCAGACUCCCGACUCCCUCGACGAAGACGACGCUCAGCCUGGAAAGUUGCCUGACAUCCUGUCGAAGAUUCCAUUGAAGGAGCAGUGUAUCUGCGAACUAUGCACCUGCGGACAGCAUCGUUGUCCCCAUAAUCUGCCCCAGGAUCAGCUGGAGUUUCCACGGGAGCCUAUACACGCGGUAACAUCGUAUCGCGAGGAGUACGACGAGAAACACGUCGACAGACAGACGAUCCGCCAUCAUGAGGAUCAUCUGCGGAUGGAGGGUGAGUUCGUCGGCGAGAGACGAACUGAUUACGUGGCGACGAGGGGCGAGAGGGCACCGGUUAGGAGACCACAGGAUAACCUCAGACCUGAAGGAGCAUUCGACAGCACGACCACCACGGAGCUGGUGUUCACCGGUAUGCCCGGCGAACGUCCGAGCCCGGUACGUCGUAACACGUACACGAAGGUCGAGGGUGAAUUUAUGGACGCUACUACCACGAGGUCAGAGUAUAUCGACCAUCGGACCGUGCAACGUGCCGAGAUCAUCAAACGAACGGACAACCUCACGGUGGGAGAGGGUGAAUUCACGGGUACCUCUCACGUCAAGGAGGAUUUCCACGGUUACGACACGAUCGAACGACAGCCUCGACGCAGGCUAGCCUACACGGACGAGGAGGAUCGUUUCUAUAGCAGGACCGACGAUCUGGAGCAAACCACGACCACACAGGAACAGUAUCGUAAUUUCGAUCAGACGGAUUACAGAAGCACCACGGUGAUCAGACGGGACGACAACUUGAGGCCGGAGGGACCGUUCGAAGGUGUGCCGCGCACGAAAGACGACUACGUCGUUCCGGCGUUGACCAGGCGACCGGAACCGCAGAAACCCAAGGAUAAUUUACGACCGGAGGGAUCAUUCGAAGGAAGGCCUAAGGACGAUUAUAAACCGACCAGGGGGGAACGGGCGGACGUCAAAAGGCCGCAGGAUAAUCUCAGGCCGGAAGGUCCGUUCGAGGGCAGGCCGAAAGACGAUUUCUCGCCGAAACGCGGAGAACGUCCGGAAGUUAAACGUCCCGAGGACAACUUGAGGCCGGAAGGAACGUUCGAAGGCCGGCCUAAGGACGACUUUACACCGAAAACAGCCGAACGUCCCGAAGUAAAGAGACCGCAGGAUAAUUUGAGACCUGAAGGACCGUUUGAAGGACGCCCGAAGGACGACUUCAUGCCCAAGCGUGGAGAACGUCCAGAGGUUAAAAGACCCGAGGAUAAUCUCAAGCCUGAAGGGCCAUUCGAAGGCCGACCGAAAGAUGAUUACAUGCCAACCAGAGGAGAAAGAGCUGAUGUUAAAAGACCACAGGAUAACUUGAAACCCGAAGGAUUGUUCGAGGGCAGGCCGAAAGACGAUUUUUCACCUAAACGUGGCGAACGUCCGGAAGUGAAACGUCCAGAAGAUAAUCUGAGACCAGAGGGCCCAUUCGAAGGUCGACCGAAGGACGAUUUCACUCCUAAGAGAGCUGAACGUCCAGAAGUGAAGAGACCGCAAGAUAAUCUGAGACCAGAGGGGCCAUUCGAAGGUCGUCCGAAGGACGACUUCACACCGAAGACUGCUGAACGUCCGGAGGUGAGAAGGCCUCAGGAUAACCUUCGUCCUGAAGGUGAAUUCGUGGAUCGACCUAGGGAAGAGUACACGCCUGGAGAGAAGCGUACACCAAUCAGACAUCCGGAUAACUUGUAUCCCGAGGGCGAGUUCGAAAGACCGAGGGCCAUGCCCUAUGGACCAGGCGAAAGGGCGCCUAUCGUCCGUCAUCCUGAUAAUUUGUUCCCCGAAGGUGAUUUUCCGGACAGAGAACGUGCACCAUUCACACCUGCGGAGCGUAGAACGCCGAUCAAACACGGCGACAACCUUCGUCCUGAAGGACCCUUCGAAGGACGUCCCAAGGACGAUUACGGGCCGACAAAAGGGGAGCGCGCGGAUGUGAGACGUCCAGAGGACAAUUUGAAACCCGAAGGACCAUUCGAGGGCAGGCCUAAAGAUGACUUUUCACCGAAGAGGGCAGAACGUCCGGAAGUGAAGAGACCACAGGACAAUCUACGUCCUGAGGGACAGUUCGAGGUACCAGAGAAGCCUGUGAUAGGUCCUGCGGAGAGACGUACACCGAUUAAACAUCCUGAUAACCUUCGGCCCGAAGGUGACUUCGAGAGGCCCGAUCACGAGAAGUAUCGACCUGCAGAGAGGCCAGAAGUGAAGAAGCCCAAGGAUAACCUGAAACCAGAAGGCGAAUUUGAGCGUCCUCGUCCGGAGACAGUUGGUCCAGCUGAAAGAAGGACUCCUAUUAAACAUCCGGACAAUCUCAAACCGGAAGGUGAAUUCGUUGGCAAGCCUAAGGAUGAUUUUAGUCCCACCAAAGGUGACAGAGCGGUGGUUAAAAGGCCAGAGGAUAAUCUGAGGCCGGAAGGUCCAUUCGAAGGUAGACCCAAGGAUGAUUAUCAACCUGUUCGUGGUGAUCGAGUCGAAAUCGUGAAACGUACCGAUAACCUUCGAAUGGAGGGAGACAUCGAGACUUACAGGUCCAGGGACGACUACACUCAAUUCCUGAUCCACGAGAGGGCCGAGGUGACCAAGUAUCAGGAUAAUCUUCGCAUGGAGGGCGAGUUCACCGACGUCAGAACCAGGGAUGAUUUUAAGGUGGUCAGAGGUGAACGCGUUGAUAUCGUGAAACAUCUUGAUAAUCUGAAACCGGAAGGUCCAUUCGAAGGUCGUCCAAAGGACGAUUACUUGCCCAAGAGAGCCGAAAGACCAGAAAUUAAGAGACCUGAGGAUAACUUGAGGCCGGAGGGAGAAUUCGAGAGACCGAAACCGCAAGAGUUUAAGCCCGCCGAUAGACCAGUAGUGAUAAGACCAAAAGAUAACCUGAAACCGGAAGGCGAUUUUGUUGGACGUCCGAAGGAGGAAGUUCCGAAGAGAGGCGAGAGGGCGGACAUAAAGAAACCGAAGGACAAUCUUUAUCCUGAAGGUGAGAUGGAAAUGCCAGAAAAGAAACCGUUUGGUCCUGCUGAGAGGAGAACACCAAUUAAACAUUCAGAUAAGUUGCGACCGGAAGGGGACUUUGAACGCCCACGACCUGAUGAAUUCAGGCCUGCUGAGAGGCCAAUUGUCAAGAGACCACAGGAUAAUCUUUAUCCUGAAGGUGAGAUGGAAAUGCCAGAAAAGAAACCGUUUGGUCCUGCUGAGAGGAGAACACCAAUUAAACAUUCAGAUAAGUUGCGACCGGAAGGGGACUUUGAACGCCCACGACCUGAUGAAUUCAGGCCUGCUGAGAGGCCAAUUGUCAAGAGACCACAGGAUAAUCUUUAUCCUGAAGGUGAGAUGGAAAUGCCAGAAAAGAAACCGUUUGGUCCUGCUGAGAGGAGAACACCAAUUAAACAUUCAGAUAAGUUGCGACCGGAAGGGGACUUUGAACGCCCACGACCUGAUGAAUUCAGGCCUGCUGAGAGGCCAAUUGUCAAGAGACCACAGGAUAAUCUUUAUCCUGAAGGUGAGAUGGAAAUGCCAGAAAAGAAACCGUUUGGUCCUGCUGAGAGGAGAACACCAAUUAAACAUUCAGAUAAUUUGCGACCGGAAGGGGACUUCGAAAGGCCACUACCUAAUGAAUUCAGACCAGCCGAGAGGCCAGUGGUCAAGAAGCCUCAAGACAAUCUGAAGCCUGAAGGAGAUUUUGUUGGACGACCAAGAGAACUGGCGCCAACUAGAGGCGAUAGAGCUGACGUUAAAAGACCCGAGGACAAUUUGAGACCAGAAGGAACAUUCGACAGGCCAGAAAAGAAGCCUUACGGUCCAGCCGAGAGACGUACUCCUAUUAAACAUCCUGAUAACUUAAAACCCGAAGGAGAUUUCGAGAGACCCGAAUACGAACAGUAUCGACCAGCCGAGAGACCAGAGGUCAAGAAGCCCAAAGACAAUCUGAAGCCUGAAGGGGAGUUCGAAAGGCCUCAGUCGGAGCACAUUGGUCCAGCUGAGAGGAGGUCGCCCAUCAAACAUCCGGACAACUUGAAAAUCGAGGGUGACUUCGUUCGUAAACCAAGACAGGAAGCUCCCAAACGCGGUGAACGUGCAGAUGUGAAGAGACCUCAGGACAAUCUACGUCCAGAGGGUGAAUUCGAGCGUCCAGAAAAGUCUCCGGUCAGGCCUGCCGAGAAGAGGACACCCAUCAAGCAUCCCGACAACCUCAAGCCGGAAGGUGAGUUCGUCGGGAGACCAAAGGACGAUUACAAACCAACUAGAGGCGAACGUGCCGAUGUUAAGAAGCCGGAGGACAAUUUGAAGCCCGAAGGACCGUUCGAAGGUCGACCCAGGAACGAUUUUGUUUGCGUUCGUGGCGAACGAGUGGAUAUCGUGAAACGGACGGAUAAUCUACGAAUGGAGGGUGAGUUCACGGACACAAGAACAAGGGAUGAUUUCAAGGUAGUAAGAGGCGAAAGGGUGGAAGUGGUCAGGCAUCAAGAUAACUUGAGACCAGAAGGUCCGUUCGAAGGACGUCCCAAGGACGAUUACACGCCGAAGAGGGCGGAAAGGCCAGAAAUGAAGAGACCAGAGGAUAACUUGAAGCCUGAAGGGGAAUUCGAGAGGCCAGAAAAGAAACCUGUUGGCCCAGCGGAGAGACGUUCGCCGAUCAAGCACGACGACAAUCUGAAGCCUGAGGGUGAAUUCAUGGGUCGGCCGAAGGAGCAAGCGCCGAAGAAGGGUGAAAGGGCGGAUGUCAAGAAGCCCAAAGACAAUCUGAAACCAGAGGGUACCUUCGAGAGACCUGAAAAGAAACCUUUCGGUCCUGCAGAGAGAAGGAGUCCUAUCAAACAUCCUGACAACCUUCGUCCGGAGGGAGACUUCGUUGGACGCCCGAAAGAAGAGACGCCCACCAAGGGCGAAAGGGCGGACGUGAAACGUCCAGAGGACAAUCUAAGACCAGAAGGUCCGUUCGAGGGAAGACCCAAGGAUGACUUCACCCCGAAGAGAGCGGAACGUCCAGAAGUACGAAAACCGCAGGACAAUUUACGUCCUGAAGGUGAGUUCGAGAGACCUCAGAAGUCUCCAGUUGGUCCCGCUGAAAGGAGAACGCCUAUUCGCCACGAAGAUAACCUUCAUCCUGAGGGAGAGUUCGCGGGACGACCUAAAGACGACUUCAGCCCCAAGAGAACCGAUAGGCCGGUUCAGAAGAAGCCCAAGGACAAUCUGAAGCCGGAGGGUGAGUUCGUUGGCAAACCGAGGGAUGAUUACAAACCCACCAGAGGCGAGAGGACGGAGAUAGUGGUUCACAGGGACAACUUGAAGAUGGAGGGCGAAAUUGACGUUCAUCGAUCCAGGGACGAUUACAAGACCGUGACGAAGAUCGAGCGCGUGGAUGUCGUUCGUCGAGAGGAUAACCUCCGGAUGGAGGGUGAGUUCGUGGAUAUUAAAAGGCGUGACGACUACAGGGUGACUCGUGGAGAACGCAGCGAGAUAGUCAAACACGAGGACAACCUUCGACUGGAAGGAGACUUCGAAAGACCAGAUAAGUCCCCGGUGGGCCCAGCGGAGAGAAGAUCGCCGAUCAAGCAUCCUGAUAAUCUGAAGCUCGAGGGACAGUUCGCGCAAAGGCCCAAGGCACCGACACCCACGAAGGGCGACAGGGCAGCGGUUAAGAAGCCGAAGGACAACCUUCGUCCGGAGGGUGACUUCGAGAGGCCAGAGAAGUCCCCGGUUGGCCCAGCGGAGAGAAGAAGUCCUAUUAAACAUCCUGAUAAUUUGUAUCCGGAAGGUGACUUCGUUGGAAGACCCAGACAGGAGAUUCCGACUAAAGGUGAACGCGCCGACGUGAAGAGACCGAAGGAUAAUCUUCACCCUGAAGGCGAAUUUGCCAAGAGGACGCCUCAGAAGGUUGGUCCAGCUGAGAGACGAACUCCUAUUCGACACGAGGACAAUCUUCACCCAGAGGGAGACUUCUACAUGUCGCCUAAAGAUGAUUUCACCCCGAAGAGGGGCGACAGGGCGCCACUCAAGAAGCCUCAGGAUAAUCUUCGACCGGAAGGCGAAAUGGAUGUCAGCCCAUCGUCCAAGGACGAUUACAGAUACGUGAACGGAGAACGAGUGGAGGUCCGUCGUCACGAGGAUAAUCUGAGGAUGGAGGGUGAGAUUGACGUUCGACGAUCCAGGGACGAUUACAAGAAAAUCACGAAAGUCGAGAGGGUGGACAUAAGGAAACGGGAAGAUAAUCUGAAGAUCGAGGGCGAGUUCAUCGAUGUUCGUCGUAGGGACGAUUAUACACACGUGGUAGGUGAAAGGAUACCUGUGAAGAAGCAUCCUGAUAAUCUACGUCCGGAGGGAGAGUUCGAGAGACCCCAUAAGUCUCCUCUGGGGCCUGGAGAAAGGAGAACGCCUAUCAGACAUCCGGAUAACCUGAGACCAGAGGGCGAUUUCGAACGCAGAAGCCCGGAGAAGGUUGGCCCGGUUGAACGUCGAUCGCCCAUUCGUCACUCCGAUAACUUGAAACCAGAGGGAGACUUCGUUGGAAGACCUCGCGACGAUUUCACGCCUAAGAGGGGCGAGAGGGCCGAAGUGGUUCGUCGGGAGGAUAAUCUGAAGAUGACCGGCGAUUUCCAAGACACCACGUCCCAGAGAUCCACGUAUACCGUGGUCCGUGGUGAACGAGCCGAGAUCAAGCGUCACGAGGACAACCUGAAGGUCAGCACAGGCACCAUGGAAACUAAGACCACCAACAGGGACACGUUCGCACCUACCAAGAAGGAAGAUUCUCCAACUAGUAGGACAGUCAGCCGUAGACGUCACAUGGAGUCCUCGAUCACUUUAGGGGACGACAAUACAACGAUGUCUACAACCACUCAAAGGAACUACAACACAUUUACCAAACGCACUGCCAAGGAAGUAGCCGCCAAGAUCAGCAGCAUGGAAUCCGACACCAGACGAAGCAUCUCCACAGAAUCAAAGACCCUCGAGAACGGAACAACGGUUACAACUAUAAAGAAAACCGCCACUUCAGCCCAGACAGGUGAAAGGGUCUCAUCAGCUCAAAACGUUCAACACCAUGCUCAACACAUCACAUCGGAUCAUCACGCUAUCCACCCGUCCGAUGGUCCCCAUCCAGACUCUAGAAAACAUCUGACAAGUCAGCAAUACACGAACGAACACCACCAGAGACUGCACACGAGCGAUCAGCAACACCUUAGGUCCCAGAACCUGACUCAGUCUCGACGUCUGGUGGACGACAGAUCGAUCACGGACAACCAGAGCCAUCGUGAUCACACGAUCGAUCAGAAUCAGAGACAGCUCGACAGACAGCAUCAAGAUUCCACCAAGAGGGAUUACGUGAACACCCAACACAUGGACUCGAGACAGUCCACCAGACAGAAGCAGCUACACGAGCAGCACACACUUUCUACUCAGGCUCGCUACAACUCCAGCCAGUCAAGCAGCGCGGAGUUCAGGCAAGCGAUUAGCGGUCAAUCGAUCGAGAGGUCUCAAAUGGACUCAGCUGUCACGAAGACCAGCCAUCACAGGAAGAACGUGAUAUCAUCCUCGUCCGCUGACGUUAACAAUUCAGUGCUCCACAGACGUGGGGUGACAACAUCCACAGAAGCUCUGCACACAAUCUCCUCGACAGCUGCCGAUCAGAAGAAGAGCCUCUCGAACCUCGCGGAGAGCGGUCAGUACAUCAGCAACUCGAGUCAGAGCAGCGACAGGAAGAGUCUAACCUCGAAGCACAGAAGCAACAGGGAUGGUAACCCCUGGGCCUCGUCCACCUACGAGCGUCCUCAGAGAAUCGUCAGACAGGAUAAUCUGACAGUUGGUGGGAAGUUCUAUUCGCACAGUGAGGCGAAAAGCUACGGGAACUUUAGCACCCAGAAGGUCGAAAGAGUCCAGAGGCAGUCGAAUGUGUCGCACAUCAGUCUAGGCGAUGGGUCUAACGUCACGUCGAGCAUGUACAAAAGGGAAUACGCGCCCAGACACAAAGGACCCUGUCCUGCUACCCUUUUGGAAGCGAAACAGGCGCCUUUUAAGCACACCAGGGACACGCCCAAGCACAAGUUCUACAUGCCAGUCGUUUCGAAUUAAAAUUCGAACCUGAAAACGGAUCGGGGCACCUGGAAUAUGGACACGUA
Dufourea novaeangliae is the source of this 12960-nucleotide messenger RNA. RefSeq lists its product as uncharacterized. The record is from RefSeq and is a predicted model, not a curated record. Gene Ontology annotation, biological process: microtubule anchoring. Gene Ontology annotation, molecular function: microtubule binding. Lineage: Eukaryota; Metazoa; Arthropoda; Insecta; Hymenoptera; Halictidae. Gene Ontology annotation, cellular component: sperm flagellum; ciliary basal body; centriole.